Cynocephalus volans (Philippine flying lemur) is the source of this 5311-nucleotide messenger RNA. RefSeq names its product Rho related BTB domain containing 2 (gene RHOBTB2). Gene Ontology annotation, cellular component: cell projection; cytoskeleton; cytoplasmic vesicle. Lineage: Eukaryota; Metazoa; Chordata; Mammalia; Dermoptera; Cynocephalidae. Bases 462 to 2639 code for a protein of 725 amino acids. The record is from RefSeq and is a predicted model, not a curated record. The transcript has 10 exons. Gene Ontology annotation, biological process: engulfment of apoptotic cell; regulation of cell shape; cortical cytoskeleton organization. Gene Ontology annotation, molecular function: GTPase activity; GTP binding; protein kinase binding.
AAGGAGGCCGCCAGCGGUCCCCGGGACUGCAGCGCGAGGCGUCUUGGCGGCAGCGCCUGUGCCGCGGGCCGGGCACGUCUUGGCGGCGGCCUCGCCCUCCGCUCGCGCUCCUGCGCGCCGCCCGCAGCCCCCGCAGCCCGAGGAUCGGAGCGGCCGCGCCUCCAUGACAUUGGGCGCCCGGGGCGCGGGGAGAUGCUGAUCCGGAAGAGGCGACGGCUGCACUGCAGCGCGCGCGGUCGCUCCCGGGCCGCCGUCCGGCCUGGGCUGCUCGGUCCGAGUUUCUGAUCUCCCGCGAGCCGGCCCCGGUGGAGCCCCAGCGACAGCGCGGCGCCGUCCGCAGCGACCUCACUUGUACGCGCGGAAGGAUCCCAGACAUUUCACUAAGAUGAACGUGCUUAGCGGGAAGAGAUGCGUUCCGUUCACUAGAAAUUACCCCGUCACAUGUAGUGGUGUCCCAAUUAAUGGAUUCUGACAUGGAUUAUGAAAGGCCAAACGUAGAGACCAUCAAGUGCGUUGUGGUGGGGGACAACGCCGUGGGCAAGACCAGGCUCAUCUGUGCCCGUGCCUGCAAUGCCACCCUCACCCAGUACCAGCUGCUCGCCACCCACGUGCCCACGGUGUGGGCCAUCGACCAGUACCGCGUGUGCCAGGAGGUGCUGGAACGCUCCCGAGACGUGGUAGAUGAUGUCAGCGUCUCCCUGCGCCUCUGGGACACUUUUGGAGACCAUCACAAAGACCGUCGCUUUGCUUAUGGGAGGUCCGAUGUGGUGGUUCUGUGCUUCUCCAUUGCCAACCCCAAUUCCCUCCACCAUGUCAAGACCAUGUGGUACCCAGAGAUCAAGCACUUCUGCCCCCGAGCACCUGUCAUCUUGGUGGGCUGCCAGCUGGACCUGCGCUACGCCGAUCUGGAGGCUGUCAACAGAGCCAGGCGCCCCUUGGCUAGGCCUAUCAAGCCCAAUGAGAUCCUUCCCCCAGAGAAGGGUCGGGAGGUGGCCAAGGAGCUGGGCAUCCCCUACUAUGAGACCAGCGUGGUGGCCCAGUUCGGGAUCAAGGAUGUCUUUGACAAUGCCAUCCGGGCCGCGCUCAUCUCCCGCCGCCACCUGCAGUUCUGGAAGUCCCACCUCCGCAAUGUGCAGCGGCCUCUGCUGCAGGCGCCCUUCCUGCCUCCCAAGCCCCCACCCCCCAUCAUUGUGGUGCCUGACCCCCCCUCCAGCAGUGAGGAGUGCCCCGCCCACCUCCUGGAGGACCCGCUCUGCGCGGACGUCAUCCUGGUGCUGCAGGAGCGGGUGCGCAUCUUUGCCCACAAAAUCUACCUCUCCACUUCCUCCUCCAAGUUCUACGACCUGUUCCUCAUGGACCUGAGUGAGGGGGAACUGGGGGGCCCCUCGGGGUCAGGGGGCCCCCGCCCAGAGGACCUCCGGGGCCACCCUGAUCAACACCACCACCACCACCACCAUGGGCGGGACUUCCUGCUUCGGGCAGCCAGCUUUGACGUGUGCGAGAGUGUGGACGAGGCUGGGGGCUCUGGUCCUGCUGGCCUCCGGGCCUCUACCAGCGACGGGAUCCUCCGGGGUAACGGAACAGGGUACCUGGCAGGCAGGGGUCGUGUGCUCUCUUCCUGGAGCCGAGCUUUUGUGAGCAUCCAGGAAGAAAUGGCAGAAGAUCCUCUGACCUACAAAUCCCGGCUGAUGGUGGUGGUCAAGAUGGACAACUCCAUCCAGCCGGGGCCCUUCCGGGCUGUUCUCAAGUACCUGUACACGGGGGAGCUGGACGAGAAUGAGCGGGACCUCAUGCACAUUGCCCACAUUGCUGAGCUGCUAGAGGUCUUUGAUCUGCGCAUGAUGGUGGCCAACAUCCUUAACAACGAGGCCUUCAUGAACCAGGAGAUCACCAAGGCCUUCCAUGUCCGCCGGACCAACCGGGUUAAGGAGUGCUUGGCCAAAGGCACCUUCUCAGAUGUGACCUUCAUCCUGGAUGAUGGCACCAUCAGCGCCCAUAAGCCCCUAUUGAUUUCCAGCUGUGACUGGAUGGCUGCCAUGUUUGGGGGGCCGUUUGUGGAGAGUUCCACCAGGGAGGUGGUGUUUCCGUACACAAGCAAGAGCUGCAUGAGGGCUGUGCUGGAAUACCUCUACACUGGCAUGUUCACCUCCAGCCCCGACCUGGAUGACAUGAAGCUCAUCAUCCUGGCCAACCGCCUCUGCCUGCCACACCUGGUUGCCCUCACAGAGCAGUACACAGUGACCGGCCUGAUGGAAGCAACUCAGAUGAUGGUGGACAUCGAUGGGGACGUCCUUGUGUUCCUGGAACUGGCUCAGUUCCACUGUGCAUACCAGUUGGCCGACUGGUGUCUCCACCACAUCUGUACCAACUACAACAACGUGUGCCGCAAGUUCCCCCGAGACAUGAAGGCCAUGUCCCCAGAAAAUCAGGAGUAUUUCGAGAAGCACCGGUGGCCGCCCGUGUGGUACCUGAAGGAGGAGGAUCACUAUCAGCGGGCACGGAAGGAGCGCGAGAAGGAGGACUACCUCCACCUGAAACGGCAGCCCAAGCGGCGGUGGCUGUUCUGGAACAGUCCCUCCUCGCCAUCCUCCUCCGCAGCUUCCUCGUCAUCCCCGUCUUCCUCCUCAGCUGUGGUCUGAGAUAAUGCCACCCUCUCCUGACCCUGCUGCUGUUGUCCCCAUCAGCCUCUGCCCCUCUGCUCUUCUGCGUCACCCUCUCCACCUUACAGGGCCAAGGGGACCCACGUAACCAGGACCCAAAGGGCGGAGCUGUUCUCACCAGCCACGUGGCUCAGCCAGGAAGGAGCCGGGCCCUGUGGAUCAGAACAGGGACCACCUGCAGAGGUUGCCAGCUCCAAAGCAGGGCAGGGGACAACCGCGGGGGGAGGGGGGCAGAAGCAGAGGAAGAGCGCAGAGCUGUGGCAUUUUAUAUCUCUGGGGUUGGGAACCCUCGAAUUGAAGGGAAAAGCCUCCCAGCUGUGAGGGCUUCUAUGGGUGUCUUGGUCUCUGCUCUGGGCAGGGAGGCAGCCCCCGCUCCCAGGGAGCAGCGAGCGUCCUGCAUCUGUUGAACAUGAGGCUAACAAAUGCCUUGUGGGCAUGUCCACAGGGAGCUUACUCAAACCCUCACGGGAGAAGUCAGGGUGGAAAUGAAGCCUCCAGAGCCCAACUCAAGGCUUCUGCAUCCUGGGUGCAGCCGCCACGCAUGGGAAGGCCUGCAUCCUGCCAACAUCCCUCCCAGGGCCGCUGACAGUGCAGGCCGGGUAAUGGUGGCAGAGGUGAGAAGCCUCUCCCUUGCCCCUCCUUCACCCCUCGGAUUCGCAGAUGGGCGCGGAAGGAAACAGCUGGGAUGGGGAGGAAGGAAGGGGGUGCUGGGGUCUGUGGGCAGCAGUCUCAUGCUCCUCUGGGUGCCUUCCCCUGCCUCCAAGUAGCACCGCUUUUUAUGGGAUAGGGCAAAAUUAGCAACAACGACAAACUGGAAACAAAACAAGAUCACCACCAACAAAAACUAUCCUCCCAAAGAAGGAAACAUGAAAAGACCUGAUAUAGCUUAUAUGUUUAUAAAGCCAAAUGGAGGCCCCGUGACGAUGAAGCAGAGGUUUAGGUGUUGUAGCAUCCACUCCAAUGCCUUUCAGGAAAGGGCUGGUCACCUUCUCUGGUGGAGGAUGCCCUGGUCCUGCUGGGGGCCUCCGAGGGCAGCAUGUGUUCCUGGCCUUCAGCUUGCUGGUGACUGAGGGGUUGGGGUUGGUGGGCGGGAUGGGUUUGGUCUCAGGGCUCAAACCUCACUGUCCCUCUUGAGAAUGGCUGCCCUCCUCACCUUCAGAGGGGGACCCCAUGGGAUGCUUAUUGUGUAUGUUUCGGGGUGGUGGGGUUAGGGUCAAAGGUCAGAGAAAAAGACAGAGCUAGAGAACAAGAGUCCCCUGUCAUGAAGAGUCAUAGGACAUAAGCCUUACCUAGUGCUGGUUUGAGGUAAAAGAGCAAAAGAAAGGGGAGAGUUGGCAGGAGAAAAUGCAAGGUGACCCCACAGAGUAAGAAGGACGAGACUAGAGGACUGGGGGGUUAGCUCAGUGGCUUGCAGCCCCCCUGGGGCCACAGCUGACCCCUUCCCCAUUUUCUAACCCUGAUCCAUGUUUCAUCCUGUCCACCCCCCUACUCCAACCCUUUUUAGAUUUAAGAGAUGCAGUGCCAUUGCUGAAGGGCAGAGGUGGGAGGCAGUGGGGUCAGGGGCUCAGAGUUCAGCUGAGAGGGACUGACUUCAGGUCCCAGGGUCCUGGGUGGGCUCCACCAUCAAAAUGCUGGUUAAGUUUGGAACAGAGCAAACCCAGAAACAAAGGCAGUGAUCAUGUGGUGCCAAGACCUAAGAGCUGAGGUCAAAUCCUCAUCGAGAGAAAGAGCAUGUGGACGCAGGACAAGCAGGUCUAGUGUUGGGAUUCACCCAUGUUGUCCAAACCCGGGGGCCCUCCAAGGCUCUGGCUGCCUCUGCUCCAACUCCUCCAGGGUGGCUGUGGGGGAGCUGGUUGUGUGCUGCCCUCUACUGGCUGGUCAGUCUUCCUGCAGCUGAGCUCACAGCCGGUGGCUUCAAGGCUGAUGUUGAGGAGCCUUGGGCAGAGGGGGAGCAUCCAGGUGGUGAGCCCAGCGCAGCACCCACACCUUCCCUCUGGGGAAGAGGAUGGUGUAGAGGCUCAUCUGAGCCAACGGGCCUCCCAGGAACUGUAGGUGAGAGCAAGAGCUGGGUCCUAGAGAGCAAGGGGAAGGGGAAUGGGUCUCCCAGGAGCUUGCAGGGAAUGAGGAUGCAGGAAAGGCCUUGGGGAGAGAAAGAGUAGGAGAGGACACAGGAGAGUGGCCACAGAACUCCCCAGCAGCCUGGGCCUGCUCAACCCUCAGGGACCCCACUGCCCCUUUCCCAGCAGCCCUGCUGGAGCCCAUCUGUGCCAGGCUGGAACCCCCCAGCCUCAGGUGCAGCCCAGAGAAGCCCCCCUGGGAAGCUGGGGGUAAGCAAGGUCAGCCUGGUAUCCCUGUCCCCAGUGGGAAAGGCAGGCAGGAGAGGGAGGGGGAGGAGGUGCUGACUUCCAGUCCCCCAUGAACUUGGCACUUGGGAGUCCAGGGAGUCAGAGCAGGAAACACCCCCAGGCAGGGCAAGUCUGGAGGCCUAAAGGAGGACUUGGAACGAAGGAGCUGGUCACACGGCAGAAACACACACCCCUGGACUGUUUCAGAGGGAGGAUGGGAGAUGGGGCGAAAAACAAACAAAUGAAAAACCCACACCUCUUUUUAUAUAAGGUUUCAUAUUUAAUUUGGUCAUGAAUUCAUAAAUA